This is a messenger RNA of Drosophila willistoni, 1510 nucleotides long. RefSeq names its product tyrosine--tRNA ligase, mitochondrial (gene TyrRS-m). The transcript has 5 exons. NCBI's taxonomy places the organism in Eukaryota, Metazoa, Arthropoda, Insecta, Diptera, Drosophilidae. Gene Ontology annotation, molecular function: RNA binding; tyrosine-tRNA ligase activity; ATP binding. The record is from RefSeq and is a predicted model, not a curated record. Gene Ontology annotation, cellular component: mitochondrion; cytosol. Bases 63 to 1463 code for a protein of 466 amino acids. Gene Ontology annotation, biological process: tyrosyl-tRNA aminoacylation.
CCACUUCACAACACUGACAAAAGUGGUUUCUGAUUUAAUAUUCUGCAUCCUCCUUUUGCAUAAUGUUUCCUCCUAAACUGGGUCUUGGGCUGUUCCGGCGGCUCCAAGUCACCCAUCUAUCUCCCCGCCGUCAUCUCACACACAAAAAUCUAUUGGAGCUAACGGAUAGGGGUUUCUUUCAAAGUAUUUUUCCGGAUACAGCUGCACCUAGGAUGAAGCAUUUGUUCACCAGUGGCCGGCAAAGCAUUUAUGCCGGCUUUGAUCCUACUGCCGAUAGCCUACAUGUUGGUAAUCUCCUCGUGAUCAUGGGCUUACUUCAUUGCCAACGAGCCGGUCAUAAACCCAUUGCCUUAGUCGGUGGAGCCACUGGUCUAAUUGGUGAUCCAAGUGGACGGAAAACUGAGCGCAAUCAGCUAGGCGAAUCUGUAAUUGAGACGAACCUAAAGGCUAUAGAGCAACAGUUGCUUCGUGUCUUUAAAAACCAUGAGGAUUGCCUCUGGGAUACUAAGAAAAACAAGUCCCCAUUAGCUCCUCUCACUAUAGUCAACAAUGCCGAAUGGUAUGCCAAUCUGCACCUUGUGGAGUUUAUAGCUAAUAUGGGUCGGCAUUUUCGUAUGGGAUCCAUGCUCUCGCGCUCUUCUGUCCAAUCGCGUUUGGAAUCAGAGGAUGGCAUGAGCUUCACCGAGUUUACUUAUCAGAUAUUCCAAGCCUACGAUUGGCUUCAUUUACUACAAAAACACAAUUGCUGCUUCCAAAUGGGCGGCUCCGAUCAAAUGGGCAAUCUGAUGACUGGUCAUGAGCUAAUCAGUCGUGUGGAACGCAAACGUGAAGUCUUUGGCCUUACACUGCCUAUAGUAACGAAUGAGGAGGGCGAUAAAUUUGGCAAAUCUGCAGGAAAUGCCGUUUGGCUAGAUCCAGAGAAGACUUCACCAUUUGCCCUGUAUCAGUUUUUCCUGCGCAUGCCGGACUCAGAGGUCGAGAAGCUAUUGAAGCUCUUUACAUUUAUACCCCUGCCCGAGGUGGAGCAACUGAUCAGAGAACACCAGAAAGAGCCGGAGAAGAGGAAGGCCCAGACUUUAUUGGCAGAAGAUGUUACACUGCUAGUCCAUGGCGAGAAUGGCCUGAAGCAGGCGGAACGUGUCACAAAUGCCUUAUAUAAAGGAAAUGUAGAGGCCUUAGCGGAACUUAACUAUGCAGAAAUCAAACAGACCCUUCAAGGAGCCAUUUUAGUGGAUAUGUUAAAAGAAUCUGGCAUGUCCAUACUCCAACUAGCCCUGAAAGCUAAAUGUUUUCCCACAGAGAACGAUGCUGUGCGCAUUAUCAAUGCCGGUGGAUUCUAUGUCAAUCAGAAGCGAGUCCAGAACAUAGCCGAAGUCAUCACCACUGGAGUUCACAUACUUCGCAAUGAUAUUUCCCUGCUGAGAGUGGGAAAACGCAAUUUUUAUAUCAUACGCUGGAAAUAAGUUAUAUUCUAUUGUUGACCUAAUUAUAAGAUAUUUGCUUUAAUUUA